AUGGAUCAGUUAUUGUUGGCCAACAGUCCAUACCAUGCACCAGUGCUCAAUAUUAGCAAUAAGGACCAUGCUGAUAAAAUCAAAGAGUUGACGAAAAACUUUUUGCACACAAAACAAAAUCUAUUGAAUGUAUCGAAAGUUUUCAGCGAAGAGAUCCGAUCGGGUCUGGCCAGUGAUCCGCCGAUUAAAUCGAGUCUAAUAAUGGCCAACACUUUUGUUACCCAAUGGCCCGACGGUAGCGAACGMGGCGAUUAUAUAUCGUUGGAUUUGGGAUCGACAAACUUUCGGGUAGUAUUGUCCAGGUUUGGYGUCGGCGGUAACGGUGACGGUGGUAGUGAUGGUGACGGUGGUGAUGGUGGACAGGGAGACAAAAAUGAGUUCAAAGUUAAACACUAUACGGUUCCUACUGAGUAUCGUAGGGGACAGUCUAGUCAUUUAUUUAACUUUUUUGCCGACUGUAUUGCCGAUUUUGUGGCCACUUAUCUGCCCACCAAUCGGGGGAUCGCCAAUUCCAAACCGAUUCCGUUGGGAUUUACAUUUUCGUUUCCGAUGAUCCAACAGUCUAUACGGUCGGCACUAUUGGAAACCUGGACCAAGGAUUUUGAUUGCCCGGACGCUGUUGGCCAGGAUGCUGCCCAACUACUACAGCAGGCUAUCGAUCGGCACCCGUCGGGUGCUUUGAACGUCCGAUUGGUUGCCAUAUUGAACGACGCUACCGGUACACUGGUACAGGGUAUGCACUUGGAUCCCAUGGCAGCUGUCGGCCUGAUUUUAGGUACCGGUAGUAAUGCUUGUUAUGUGGAAAAAAUCCAAAACGUCAAGUACUGGAAGGACAGGGAUCAGUGGCUGAAUAGUGGUCAGCGGGAGGUUAUCAUUGAUAUGGAAUGUGGAGGUUUCGGCGAUAACGGUGUCAUCGAUUGGGCUAAAACACCGUACGACCUAUCCUUGGACAGGGAGUCCUUGUUUCCCAAUUCCUAUACAUUCGAGAAGCUAUUUGGCGGCAAAUUUCUGGGCGAUAUCUGUCGCCGAGUACUUGUCGAUCUGGCCACCAGAGGAUUGGCGUUCGGCGGUAAAGUUACAGAUGAAUUGCUGACAACCGAACAGUUUCGGUCAUCCGAUGUAACUGAUGUCGAAAGUGGUGCCGAUGACCAGACCUACGAGUCAAUCGGCAAACUGCUUGGCUAUGACCACCUUUCAGUGGACGACCGCGAAAUCAUACGCUAUGUAUGCGCUAUUGUCAGUGUACGCGGCGCCGGUAUGCUAGCAGCCAUACUAUCCAAUCUUAUCCAACGUAUCGACGAUCGACCCGUAGUGACCAUUGCUAUCGACGGCUCAGUUUAUAAAUAUCAUCCAAAGUUUCAUACGUUGAUUACCGAUUUUAUUGGCCAACUAUUGCCCGAUGACUGCCCGAAACGAUUUAAGCUGAUACUGGCCGAGGAUGGAUCGGGUAAGGGAGCGGGACUGGUAGCUGCUAUAGCACAGAGACUUAAUAAUUAA
Oppia nitens is the source of this 1497-nucleotide messenger RNA. Its product is annotated as hexokinase-2-like. The transcript has 4 exons. Gene Ontology annotation, cellular component: cytosol; mitochondrion. Bases 1 to 1497 code for a protein of 498 amino acids. Gene Ontology annotation, molecular function: glucokinase activity; fructokinase activity; mannokinase activity. The record is from RefSeq and is a predicted model, not a curated record. Gene Ontology annotation, biological process: glucose 6-phosphate metabolic process; glycolytic process; intracellular glucose homeostasis. NCBI's taxonomy places the organism in Eukaryota, Metazoa, Arthropoda, Arachnida, Sarcoptiformes, Oppiidae.